AUGAAACUGCCUAACAGUGAAGUUGAUGACUUCAUGAUGAGAAGUGAAGAAACCGUCAGUCAUUUACGCGAGGAUAAUGUUCGUCUAGAGCGUGAACUAUUUCUUUCUCACGAACAGCUUGAAUGUGCAAAAAACGAAAUAAUUUCACUGCAACAGUCGUUGGAUCGUAGCGAUGCAAUCGCAAUAACAUCGCGAAACGACAAUCAGAGGCAGUGCCGACUUCGACAUUUGAAAGAUACCGCCGAACAAGCUCGUACCCAACGAGAUGAAUCUGUUAGAAAGAUGGAGUCGUUGCGCAAGCAACUGGAGCUUGCUGUCCAAGAGAUUGAAAGUCUUACUCGCUCUAACGAAGAAGUUCGCCACUUAGAAGCUGCACUUGAGAAGAGUCGUAUUGAGAAAUCUGAUCUGUAUGAUGAGUUGUCUUCACAACGAUCAAUGCUUGAUCGUGUUUUGGCAGAAAAAGAUGCUCUCCUUGCUCAAGUGACAACUCUCAAUGGACAGCUUGACGAAAGAACAAACCGGCUGCGUCAAGCAGGUGAGGCUAAGAUGGACACAACUCUCAGGAUAGUUGAGCUGGAGUCCCAAAUUGCUGCUAUUUUACGUGAGAGGGAUACCAGCGCUGAACACAACCAAGACCAACCAUCAUGUAGCGGUCUUGGUGCGGAUCAGCCACCUCUUAAAACUAUUCCGAUAGACCACGUUGCCGUACAAAUAGAGAACGAGGGGGAUCGCGCUGAAAUUGAACGACUUCGCACUGAAUUGAAAAGGGCAGAAGAAAGAAUCGCUGAGGUGCUGGAGGUCUUUGAAAGGACUGUGGGUGAUGAUCAGCGACUGCUUCCUGAAACUUCAGUUUCGUCAGAACAUGAUGCCUUUGUGUGGCCACAUCACUUCAUAACUGCGUCCACGCCGUUGCCAUCGUUAGUCACACUUUUGUCACGCCGUUUGAGUGCGCUUCGACAUCGUCCGUCGCGUGCCAUAUUGCCUUAUUUCCGCUAUGCCAUGGCUGUCUAUGCGGUCGCCCUUCAUAUUAUGCUCAUUCAUUGUUGGUUUUUCGCUGUUUGUCCAUGA
This is a messenger RNA of Cooperia oncophora, 1068 nucleotides long. The record is from the annotation of a GenBank genome assembly. Lineage: Eukaryota; Metazoa; Nematoda; Chromadorea; Rhabditida; Trichostrongylidae.